Orussus abietinus is the source of this 1149-nucleotide messenger RNA. RefSeq names its product delta-like protein 4. Gene Ontology annotation, molecular function: calcium ion binding. Gene Ontology annotation, cellular component: membrane. Gene Ontology annotation, biological process: motor neuron axon guidance; cell communication. The transcript has 6 exons. The record is from RefSeq and is a predicted model, not a curated record. Bases 1 to 1149 code for a protein of 382 amino acids. NCBI's taxonomy places the organism in Eukaryota, Metazoa, Arthropoda, Insecta, Hymenoptera, Orussidae.
AUGAUCGCGACGUUCUGGGUCCUGAGCCUGCUGACGGGCGCGAGGGUGCUCGAGGGCGCCGCACCGGAACCUGACGAGACCGGGCCGCGUUCUUUCAGGUACGUUCCCAAGUGGAAGAAGCAGGCCUGCGAGAUCCCGGCGUCGCAGCAUCCCAACUCCCACUACGUGUGCGACGAGGCUGGGGAGGUCAAGUGUCUCCCAGGGUGGACCGGCGACCUCUGCGACGUGCCGAUCUGCCGGAAGGGAUGCGACCCCCUUCAGGGCUACUGUCGUCGACCCUGGGAGUGUCGGUGCAAGCUGGGAUUUUACGGCGAGCUCUGCGACAAGUGCGUCGCCCUGCCGGGAUGUCAGCACGGAAGGUGUAACGUGAGCUUCGAGUGCUCCUGCGACCCCGGCUGGAAGGGACUGUUCUGCUCGGAGCCGAUCUGCGCCGCGGACUGCAACCCCAGCCAAGGAUACUGCGAGAGGCCGGGCGAGUGCAGGUGCAGGCUGGGCUGGCAGGGACCCAGGUGCAAGCGAUGCUCCGUUCUGCCGGGAUGCGUCCACGGCACUUGUCAAGGACCCCUGGAGUGUCGGUGCGACCCGGGCUGGACGGGAUUCCUCUGCCAAACUCCGAUCUGCUCCGUGGGCUGCAGUCGGGAGCACGGGGGCUGCCGUCGACCGGGGACCUGCCGGUGCAGGGUCGGUUGGAUCGGGCGGAACUGCACGGAGUGCGUCCCGUAUCCGGGAUGUGUCCACGGAACCUGUAGGAAGCCCUGGGAGUGUAGGUGCCAGCCCGGCUGGACCGGAGACCUCUGCGACCGGAAGCUCGCCUUCUGCGACGAGCAUCCCGGGAUCUGCGAGAACGGCGCUACCUGCGUCGACGCCGCCAAGGAGGACGGCGACUACAGGUGCGUCUGUCCGAUGGGCUACGAGGGCCGCCGGUGCCAAAUCGAGUCGUCCGCCCUCCAGAUCGUCCCCCAGGUCGUCCCCCAAAUCGUCCCCCAAGUCGUCCCCGAGGAGGAAGCGGAGCCGUUGGGACCGCUGGUGGUAACGGACCCUCCGGAGCCGGGGCCGGAGACGGAGGCGACCGCCGGCAAGUGGCCGACCGAGGCACCCACGGAGGCGCCGACCACCGACAGCGACGCCGCGACCGAGAACGAGGCCUAG